CAAAGUAAUAUUUUAUCAUUGGAGUGUCGAAACCUCGAAGGGCGAGAGGAGGAAGAUUCGCUUUGAGAGAGCAGCUUUUUUUUUUUUUUGGAGGUGGAAUAUUAGAUACCCAGCUCUAACGUGAGCUCAUUCAACUGGCAGACUAUGUCAUACUUUCAAUGUUCUUGGACAUUUUAUUUUUCUUCAAUAUUUUUUUUCAUCUCGCUUUUUUCUUGGAUCUUCCUAUGCGCCAAUGCGCCUUUGCGUAUAAGUCCGUGCCAUAGUAAGAAGCUUGAGAAAAGGGGGUUUCCUGUAUGGUGUGUUAACUCUGUUACCAUCCAAUUAUUUCUUUGGGCAUACCUGUUUGCUCGGCUAUCUUCGACAAGAGAAAAGGGGGGGAGCGGUCCUAACAAAUCGAGCUCUACUGGACCCGGAAGUUGGCAAUUCGAGGGAAACGGCAAAGGACGGAAGAAGACUUUGCAGACUGAGUGGGCAAAAAGAAACCGAGACGAAAAAGUCACGGAGCGAUUUCGAACAUUUUUUUUUUAUUAAAAAACAACUAACGGUUUAACAUUUUACAGCCAUG
This is a messenger RNA of Hypoxylon fragiforme, 565 nucleotides long. RefSeq lists its product as uncharacterized. The record is from RefSeq and is a predicted model, not a curated record. The coding region runs from base 145 to 531 and encodes 128 amino acids. Lineage: Eukaryota; Fungi; Ascomycota; Sordariomycetes; Xylariales; Hypoxylaceae. The transcript has a single exon.